AAUCAACUUCUUUUUUGCUGUAGUGUGUGACGUGUACGCGUAGCGAAAAAUCAAAGAUUUUUUCCACAAAUUUCACAAUUUCUUUUGAUUUUCUCAAAGUGUUGAAGUAGCCUAACAUUAAAAUGGGUUCAUUUCGUCGCGACAAAGAUGAAGAGGAGGAUGGUCCGACGAAUGCGUAUCAGAAUCUGGAAAAGACUUCAGUGCUGCAGGAGACCCGCACGUUCAACGAGACGCCGGUUAAUGCACGAAAAUGCAUUCAUAUAUUGACCAAAAUCCUUUACCUGAUCAAUCAGGGCGAAGUGCUGGUGGCACGCGAGGCAACCGAUUGCUUCUUUGCGAUGACCAAACUCUUCCAAUCCAAGGAUGUGGUGUUGCGUCGCAUGGUCUACUUGGGUAUAAAGGAGCUCAGCUCUAUUGCCGAGGAUGUCAUUAUUGUCACCAGCUCCCUCACCAAGGACAUGACCGGUAAAGAAGAUCUUUAUCGUGCUGCAGCCAUUCGUGCUUUGUGCAGUAUUACGGAUCACACCAUGUUGCAGGCCGUAGAGCGGUAUAUGAAGCAGUGCAUUGUAGACAAGAAUGCAGCGGUUUCUUGUGCAGCUUUGGUAAGCUCCUUGCGGCUGGCCAGCACCGCUGGCGAUGUAGUCAAGCGUUGGGCAAAUGAGGCACAGGAGGCGAUGAACAGCGACAACAUUAUGGUGCAAUAUCAUGCGCUGGGCUUGCUCUAUCACAUUCGCAAAUCGGAUCGCCUAGCUGUAUCUAAACUGGUCAACAAAUUGACGCGUGGCUCGCUCAAGAGCCCCUACGCAGUCUGCAUGCUAAUACGCAUUGCCUGCAAACUUAUCGAAGAGGAAGAUGUGCCUGCCGAGGAGCUGGCGGAUUCGCCGCUUUACUCGUUUAUCGAGUCGUGUCUGCGGCAUAAGAGCGAAAUGGUCAUCUAUGAGGCCGCCCAUGCCAUUGUCAAUCUGAAGAACACAAAUCCACGCAUGCUCUCGCCUGCAUUCUCCAUUCUCCAGCUGUUCUGUGGCUCGCCAAAGGCAACGCUACGCUUUGCAGCCGUGCGUACGCUCAACAAGGUAGCCAUGACACAUCCGGCAGCAGUGACAACUUGCAAUUUAGAUCUCGAGGGUCUCAUUACCGAUUCCAAUCGCUCGGUGGCUACUUUGGCCAUUACAACGCUGCUCAAAACGGGCGCCGAAUCAUCGGUGGAACGUCUGAUGAAACAAAUCUCUACGUUUGUUGCCGAAAUCUCUGAUGAAUUCAAGGUCGUGGUGGUCCAAGCCAUUUGUGCGCUGUGCGCCAAAUAUCCACGGAAGCACACUGUACUUAUGAACUUCUUGAGUGGCAUGCUGCGCGAGGAAGGCGGCUUGGAGUAUAAGACCUCCAUUGUGGACACCAUCAUCACUAUUAUUGAGGAGAAUGUUGACGCCAAGGAGUCUGGUUUGUCACAUCUGUGCGAAUUUAUCGAGGACUGCGAGCACGUGUCGCUCGCUGUGCGCAUUCUACAUCUGCUGGGCAAGGAGGGACCUUUUGCUGCCACGCCUUCUAAGUACAUACGCUUCAUCUACAAUCGCGUCAUCCUUGAGAGCCCGAUUGUGCGUGCUGCAGCUGUCACGGCUCUGGCGCAAUUCGGCGCCUCAUGCCCAGCACUUUUAGCCAAUAUACUUGUGUUGCUUGGCCGCUGUCAAAUGGAUCCUGAUGAUGAAGUGCGGGAUCGUGCCACCUACUAUUUGUGUAUCUUAAACUCGGCUAAGCCAGAGCUCUACAAGAACUACAUUAUUGAACGCGAGAACUGUUCGCUAGCGCUGCUGGAGAAGGCAUUGUCAGAUCAUUUGAAUGGCGAUCUGGAGUCACACUUUGACAUUUCCAUUGUGCCUAAGGCAGCUAUUGUUAAACCUGAAAUCAACAACGAUGUCAUGAUGGUAACUAGUGCGCCACGUGCGCCCAAGAUAACCCGAGAAGAGGAGAGCGCUGCUCGUUUGGCACAGCUGCCGGGCAUCCAAGUGCUGGGUCCCAUUCAUCGUAGUACGUCGCCCAUACAGUUGACGGAAAGCGAAACGGAGUACACUGUGCAAUGCAUCAAGCAUAUAUUCGCACAACAUGUGGUAUUUCAGUUCGAUUGUCUUAACACGCUCUCCGAUCAAUUUCUGGAGAAUGUGCGCGUCGAUCUAACGCUGCCCGAGGGCUACACGGCCCGUGCCGUCAUUCCCUGCCCCAAAUUGCCGUACAAUGAACUGCAGACAACGUUCGUGAUUGUCGAAUUCCCGCCGGAUGCCAGCAGUUCCAUAGCUACGUUUGGGGCUACGCUGCGGUUUGUGGUCAAGGAUUGUGAUCCAAAUACUGGUGAGCCAGACUCUGAGGAGGGCUACGAUGAUGAGUACAUGCUGGAGGAUUUAGAGAUUACCGUUGCCGAUCAAAUACAGAAAACGAAAAAGAAUAACUUCCAGGUGGCUUGGGAUGCGGCCGACAGCGAAGAGUGGCUGCAAGCUGAGGAUACUUUUGUGUUGUCCGCAGUUAGCAAUUUACAGGAUGCUGUCAAUACCAUCAUUAAAAUACUUGGCCUCGGCGCCGCGAAUCUGUCCGAGAAAGUGCCCGAGGGUACGCAUCUACACACGGUUCUAUGCUCAGGCGCUUUCCGCGGUGGCGUUGAAGUGCUGGUGAGAGCCAAGUUGGCGCUCUCCGAGGGAGUCACAUUGAAUCUAACAGUGCGUAGCACAGAUCAGGAUGUGGCAGAACUCAUAACGGCAGCCAUCGGAUAAAACAGCGAGCCAUGCAAAAAUCUUGUUUGGUUUUUGCGUGCAAUAAAUAUGAUAUAAAAGAAAUCCAAGUAUAUAAAUGAAAAAACAAAAGGAAAAAAGUUAAAUAUAAUCAAAAAAUAUAUAAUUUUAUAGCUUUAAGUGGCGCUCUUGCAGAUAAUGCCCCAUGAUCAGUUUUAUUUUUUGUAUUCCAAACGGGGCGCAAAUUGUUAAAUUAAUUUGGGUUUUUGUUAUUGCGAUCAUUUCCAAAACAAAAACGAUUUAUGUUGAGCCAUAGAACGCCAAUUACUUGCAUUUGUUUACUAUCGAUUGAACAUUAUUGGCUUUUUUAGUUUAAGCAUUGAAAACCAUAAUUCAACAAAAAGACAUCGCAAUGCAAAACUAAACUGUGUUAUGGGAAAGCGGUAAAGAUGAAGCUGCCUUAAAUUCAAACCCUUCGCAAGAUUUCAAUGUGUAUUUUGUAUGUAU
Messenger RNA from Drosophila nasuta, 3221 nucleotides. RefSeq names its product coat protein (coatomer) gamma (gene gammaCOP). The record is from RefSeq and is a predicted model, not a curated record. NCBI's taxonomy places the organism in Eukaryota, Metazoa, Arthropoda, Insecta, Diptera, Drosophilidae. The transcript has 6 exons. Gene Ontology annotation, cellular component: Golgi membrane; endoplasmic reticulum; endoplasmic reticulum-Golgi intermediate compartment. Gene Ontology annotation, molecular function: structural molecule activity. The coding region runs from base 123 to 2756 and encodes 877 amino acids. Gene Ontology annotation, biological process: protein secretion; organelle transport along microtubule; endoplasmic reticulum to Golgi vesicle-mediated transport.